CUUAGAUCAUUGAACGGAUACUAUAAUAGAAAAAUAUAAGUAACACGGUUUCAUUUAUUUUUCUAUUCUUUUCUCUCAACUCUCACACGGAUACGGCAAGCAAGCCUAUAAAAGUAGGAACAAUAAUUAAAUAUUAGUAGUGUGCAAACAAAAACGAUAAUCUAAAAAUUUAACCCUACAUGUAAAACUAGUUCGUUCAAUUCAUUCGUUCCGUUCAUCCGGCGUCUAUAGAUGUGGCCUAUAUAGGUAGUCUAGCAAACGACGCGCCGCGUCAUGCCAGACUACAGACGUUUACGUCAGCUAUCUGCGUCUCGCUCAAACCUCAUUCAUUGAGGCUCAGAGAAGGGAAAAGAACGCAUUUACUGGUUCAAAAAUUAAAUAUUAUUUGUUAUUGUACCUCGGGUAGCGGCAUUUCUGUGAUUGCUACUGUUUCAACUUGAAUAUGUCUGGAUAUCCUUACAACAACCAAUCGGGGUAUUACCCCGGCCAACCCGGGUAUCCUGGUCUGCCACCUCAAGGGGCGCCGGCUCCUGGGGCCCCCUACCAGUAUGGGUUCAACCCUUACUUGCAGCCUGGACAGGUGCCUGGCCAGCAUAUUGUGCAGCCUCCAAUAACCGCGAUGUCGUACCCAGGGAUGGCUGGUGCCCCGCCGAGUGCCCCGCCUCAAGGGUACCCGUACCCUGGGUAUCCAGUUGCCCCUCAACAGCAUACCUUUCCUCUAGCUGUGGAAUGGAUACCAAGCAACACGACCUCAGCGCAGUCUCUAGCUGACAGGGCCGUGGUGGCAGGGUACGAAGGUCAUGAUGGUAGCCCGCUCUGGGUCAUCAGGGCCAGGUUCGAAGGUGACCUGAUCCCUGGCAAGCUUGCUAUCAAACAUAGGUCGGCGUACGUCCCUUGGGGCGGGAAGGAAAACCCUGUGCAGAACUUUGAGGUCUGCUGCGCUCGUCCAGAAACAGUGAGGUGGAUCGAAAGCCGCGACGGUAAUGUACCGCCUAAUGGGAUCGCAGCGGGCAACACUGACCAAGGGGAGCCUCUGUACGUCGGCAGAGCCAAGCAUCAGGGGUCGUUGACCCCGGGCAAGAUCCAGCAAAGCCACAAAGUACUGUACAUCUCGUUUGCUGGACAAGAAAUCCCUCAUACUGUUUACGAAGUCUUGUGCACAGCUUAAAAAUACCUUAUACUGUCAAAGUUUGCAAUAUACUUACAUUUAAAAAAAGCUAGACAAACUGGCAUGAUAGAAUAUUGUUUGAACAAAAAAUAGGUGCAUGAGAAAAAAGAUACAUUGGUUUUGAUUAUCUCAUGUCAUUUUUUAUCGUUAUUUUUAUUUUUUAUUCUAUUUUGCGUACAUAUUAUGGACUUUUGUAUAUUAAUCUUUUUGCAUUUUUGUCGUAUUUGUUAUUCUAAUAUAUUUUUGAAAUCUCGUUUUUGUUAUUGAUGAGAUAUUUUACAGGUAAUCUCAAAGAUACUAGAUUUGUGAAUGUGUGUGUAAUAAGAUUCCAUUUGUAUGUGUAUAUUACAGUUUAUCUCAUAACCGGUCUCUGAAGUAAUUUAGUUAUAAGAACAUUAUAAUUAUCCAGGGUACUUGAUAUUCUUCCUAGUAUAUAUUCCAAAAUGCAAUUUUGCGAUGGAAUGGAUAAGGCUGUAUACAUAAUGUUAAUACGUCGUGUAUUACAUUACUUGUUCUUACAAAUAAAUAUUUUUUAAUUUCA
This is a messenger RNA of Plodia interpunctella (Indianmeal moth), 1709 nucleotides long. RefSeq lists its product as uncharacterized. Lineage: Eukaryota; Metazoa; Arthropoda; Insecta; Lepidoptera; Pyralidae. The transcript is spliced from 5 exons. The record is from RefSeq and is a predicted model, not a curated record. The coding region runs from base 443 to 1168 and encodes 241 amino acids.